Messenger RNA from Phaeoacremonium minimum UCRPA7, 972 nucleotides. RefSeq lists its product as hypothetical. The record is from RefSeq and is a predicted model, not a curated record. The transcript has a single exon. Gene Ontology annotation, biological process: lipid storage. Bases 1 to 972 code for a protein of 323 amino acids. Gene Ontology annotation, molecular function: lipase activity. Gene Ontology annotation, cellular component: lipid droplet. NCBI's taxonomy places the organism in Eukaryota, Fungi, Ascomycota, Sordariomycetes, Togniniales, Togniniaceae.
AUGACACAAGAGCUUCUGUACCCGGCCAAAUCAGCCGCCCAAGAUGCCAAUGCGCGCCAUUAUUUGAUCUACUUCAUCACCGGCAAUCCCGGUCUCAUCGACUACUAUGAGCCGUUUCUGUCACACCUUCGCAGCCUGCUCGAUGAGACUGAGAAGCGAUCCUCGGCAGCUCUUCACAUCUACGGUCGUAACCUAGCCGGCUUCGACGAUGCCGACCACGAGCCAUUCACCGCCUCCAGUCCCCCGCACGACGUGGACUACCAGGUCAAAAGUCGCUAUGAGCACCUCUCAUCCAUGCGCAUCCCAUCCGGCCCACGGCAAGGCCAGCCUUUCGACGAGGUCAUCGUGAUGGGUCAUUCAGUCGGCACCUACAUAACUUUAGAGCUCUUCCACCGACACCUGCGAGAUCCAUCGGCUGCGCCGCAUCUCAAUCUCAAGGUAGGCAUCUUGCUAUUCGCGACGAUCUCCCACAUCGCGAAGUCUCCAUCCGGCAUCUUCGUCUCAAACCUGCUGCGCGUGCCGUUCCUCGAAGCACACGCACACCAGCUCGCCAAGGGCUUCCUGUCGCUCUGGCCGGUUUGGGCGCUCACUCUCUUCAUCCGGCGCGUCAUGGGCUUCCCCCCACACGCAGUGGCCGCCACAGUGCGAUUCCUCACCAGUCGUGACGGCGUGUGGCAGGGGAUUCACAUGGGCAAAGACGAGAUGAACGUGAUCAGUGAGGACAGGUGGGCUGAUGAGCUGUGGGAGGUCGCGGACGAGGCGCUGGCGCACAAGAGCGAGAUGCCCAAGUUCUUCUUCUUCUUCGCGAAGCAGGAUCACUGGGUUGCGAACGAGUGCCGCGACGAAUUCAUUCAGAAGAGAGAGGAGCAUGCGAAUAGAGAUGCCCCGGCGACCAAGAGAGGCCGCACGAGAAUCGUAGUGGAUGAGGGCGAUCUCCCACAUGACUUCUGCAUACGUGAGUUCCAUUUCUAA